UAAACUCCGACCAGCUCGCAGCUCUUAUUUCGCUUGGCUGACAUAAAAUGCACGAAGUGCCGAUGGAGAUUUGUUCGCGUGUUUGACACAUUUUUGAACCGAUUCUGAUUACAAAUGAAAAUACAAUCGGGAAUUAUCAUCCGCAGUAAGUAACCGACCUCUACCCGUUCGACUAACCGCAGCGGCUAACAAAAACAUUGCCACCUUUUGCACUAACAUCCAGAUGACACAUACAUUAAUAAGCUUCUAAAUGUCAAAAGAAUCUAGCAUAAUGGCAUCCAUCAAGGAUAAUCAGGAUGUGGCAUGCUUCUAUGUCACAAAGCACUCCUGGAAAGGAAAAUAUAAACGGAUAUUUUCCAUUGGCACCCUGGGAAUAUCUACUUACCAUCCCAACACCCUGGAGGUCACCAAUAAAUGGGUGUAUGCAGAUAUUAAGUCCAUCACAGCCACCAAUGUCAACAAUGAGUUUAAAAUAAAUGGGAAGAGGGAUCGCAAGAUUGAGACCAUGACAUUUUCAACAGAACACAGAGCAAUCUUAAUGACUGAAGCACUCAGAUAUAGGCAUCAAUUUAGUGAUAAACCAAAGGAAAUACUUAGAUAUCAUGCAUACAAACACCAUUGGUCAGAUGUGAGAUUGCCUGUCAUUCUGGAGGUGACUCCUUACUCACUGGAUCAACUGGAUACAGCUACUAAUACUGUACUUGCAAGUUAUUGUUACAAAGACUUUGAGGGUGUCUGCACUGUAGCUGAUUAUCCUGGUGGUUUUAUUGUGGUGUGUGGAGGGUUUGGGAGGCUCCAUCUGUUUGCUUCCGUUGAUGCUGAUCAGAUAAAGCAGAAAAUAUCUGAGUAUGCUAUGGAAUACUUGGGUAUUAACAUCAAAGUGCCGCAAACGCUGAUUACUUUGGAGGAUUUUCAAAUGCAACGUUUUGGUACCUUUAGUGGUGAUGAACACCAGACCUCUGUAUCCGAAUUUCAAGUAUAUAAAAUUCACAAACCUCGACACGCCGAACCACUUCGAAGGACGUUGUGUUUGUCGGAGACUUGUAUUCUGGAACGUGAUCCGCAAACGUACAACAUUUGUACUCUCAGACCGUUGAGUGUUAUCUUUGCGUUGGUGCGGAGUAACGAGAAUCCACAAUUAUUUCAAAUAGAAUAUAUAAAUGGGCAAAUCAGGACUUAUACAGCCACCGAUAGAGAUUCAUUAUUGGCAUCAUUGUUGGAUGGUGUGAGAGCCUCGGGCAAUCGCGACGUUCACAUUUCAAUGACGCCUACUGAACGCGGUUUCCGUUUUGGGCCAUUACACCUACCCGUAGACGAAGAAUCUGAAAUUAUUCACGUGAAAUACCUGCAAAAUCCACCGGCAAAACACCCGUUCUCUGAAUGUGUCCGGCGCUUCAACGCGAAUGCACCCUACAGCGGAUUACUUCACAGUAUCCAAGAAGGAAUUUUUACUGAGAAUAAAGAUAAAAUCAUCACCAAUGCUAUGCAGUCGUUAGUGCAGAAAGACGCCGAACAAAAUGCACUUUCUAACGUUGAAUUGGAGGGUCAGUUUCAGGCACUUCGUCGUUUGGUUGCCAGUAAGGUCGGAUACGCCGCUUUCACAUCGUUGCCAGGUUUUCGAGAGGCUGUUGGUGCUAAAGUGAUAUCUGCGUUGAGGCGGAAUGAUUACGGUGUUACCUAUGCGGCGAUAGAUGUGAUAUGUGCGUUUAUGCAUCCAACGCAUGAUGGAUAUGAUCUUAGAAUGGAGCAAAUGAACAAAUCAUCAUUGCUGCAAUCGAAAAACUUCUUGGAGAACUUGCUGAAUAUGUGGACAACUCAUAUUAAACACAAUACCGGCGCACUUGUGGUAUCAGCAAUGUUGGAUUUUCUAACAUUUGCAUUGUGCGUACCCUACAGUGAGACCACAGAUGGGAAACAUUUUGAUAUAUUAUUGGAAAUGGUUGCUGAACGCGGACGCAUCCUAUUUCAUUUAUUUCAACAUCCAUCUAUGGCAAUUGUGAAGGGGGCAGGUUUAAUUAUGCGUGCGUUGAUUGAGGAAGGCGAAGCUGAGGUUGCAACGAAGAUGCAGGGUUUAGCGCUUGCUGAAGGUGCUCUACCGGGACAUUUAUUGGCAAGUUUAUACACGAUCGGUUCCGAUAGUAGAUUACUAACUCAUCGUCAACUAUCCCGACAUCUGGUUGGUUUGUGGAUAACGGGCAAUUCUACAGCUAUGGGAUUAUUGCGAAGGGUAAUGCCUUCUGGUUUGAUAGGAUUCUUAGAUUCCACCGAAUCUGUGCCAGAGAAUAUCUCUGAGGUUGAGAUGUUAAAUCAUAGAGACAAUUUGAAAAUGGCUCAAGAUCAUUCCAACAAAAAUAAAAGAGGUGCUACUUUAGCGGCCGUGGAGCGGCAGUUACGAAAUGUUGAAAAGAAGGUAGAACACUAUACCAAUUUAGCAAAACAACAUUGGGGCGUGCAAAUGGGCAUUGGUAUCGACCGACGCGAUGCAUUAAAAGAUCGCCCGAUUGUCUUGCGAAGGCGGCGCGAGCGUGUUAAAGCGGAAGCUAAUUGGAAACUUUUUUAUUGGAAGUUCAAUCAGGAUCAUGCGCUCCCAAACCUUAUUUGGAAUCACAAAACUAGAGAGGAGUUGCGUAUAGCACUAGAGAAAGAAAUUCAGUUGUUUAAUUCAGAUCGCGAGCUUGCUGGCACGUCACUCGUCGCUUGGAAUCAUCAAGAAUUCGAACUAACUUACCAGUGCUUAGCGGAAGAGGUGAAAAUAGGUGACUACUAUCUAAGACUGUUGUUGGAAAUGGACGAUUCUGAUGAUUCGCCAAUUCGAAAAUCGUACGAGUUCUUUAACGACCUCUAUCAUCGAUUUUUGCUUACAACGAAAUCGGAAAUGAAAUGCAUGUGUUUACAGGCAAUGUCAAUAGUAUACGGCCGUUAUUAUGAGGAUAUUGGUCCGUUUAGUGAUACCAAAUACAUUACCGGGAUGCUGGAUCGUUGUUUUGAUAAGGCUGAACGUGAUAAACUAGUAUUGUUUGUGAACAAACUGAUUUUGCAUCGGAGGAAUGUGAGAGAUGUAUUAGAAGCGGGUGGUAUUAGGAUUUUAGUUGAUAUGUUAACUCUAGCGCAUUUGCACACUUCUCGGGCGAUGAUUCCAGCGCAAUCAAAUGUAAUAGAAGCUGGUCCGAACCAAAACAUAGAAACCGAAAAAGAAUGGUACUAUAACAGCGACGAAUCGGGGAAACCUGUACCUGUCGGUCCAUUUAAUUUCAAAAAGAUGAAAGAAUUAUAUGAAGAAGGUAAAAUUACCAAGAAAACCAAAUGCUGGGCGGUAGGCAUGGAAGGUUGGAAGACGGCAAUGCAGUUACCACAGUUGAAGUGGUGUUUAAUGGCAAGUGGAAAUCCGUACAACAAUGAAACUGAUUUGGCUUGUUCUAUUUUAAAUGUCCUAAUCAAAAUGUGUGAUUAUUACCCGAGUCGCGACCAGGAUGGAGCUAUCAUCAGGCCAGUGCCAAGAGUGAAGCGGAUGCUCUCGGAUAGGACAUGCCUUUCACACAUUGUUCAAUUAUUGCUAACUUUUGAUCCGCUGUUGGUGGAGAAAGUCGCAACUUUACUUACAGAGGUAAUGCAGGACAACCCUGAAAUGAAGACACUAUAUUCGACAGGAGUAUUCUACUUCAUUCUUAUGUAUACCGGCAGUAAUGUGUUACCUAUUGCCCGAUUUUUACAACUCACACACAUGAAGCAAGCAUUUAAAGCAGAUGAGUCGGCAACGACCGACAUUAUGCAAAGAAGUAUACUUGGCCAUCUACUACCAGAGGCCAUGGUGUACUAUUUGGAGAAUCAUGGUGCCGAUAAAUUUGCGCAGAUAUACCUCGGCGAGUUUGACACGCCGGAAGCCAUCUGGAAUGCGGAAAUGCGACGCCUCCUCAUUCAAAAGAUCUCCGCGCACAUUGCCGAUUUCUCACCAAAGCUCCGCAGCCAUACGAUGGCGCGUUACACGUAUAUUCAGAUUCCAGCAGUACGGUAUCCGCAGUUGGAGCGAGAACUAUUUUGCAACAUAUUUUAUUUGAGGCAUCUCUGUGAUACGAACAAAUUCCCCAAUUGGCCAAUUUCAGAGCCUGUAAAGCUACUUAAGGACGUGUUAGACGCGUGGCGCUCGGAGGUGGAGAAAAAACCGCCGGCGAUGACGGUGGAAGAGGCUUAUAAUUCUCUGGGCCUUGACGGUACACCGGAGGAGGCGACAAUACGUAAGGCGUAUUAUAAAUUGGCAACCAAGUUUCAUCCGGACAAGAAUCCGGAUGGCCGUGAACGAUUCGAACAAGUCAAUCAGGCGUACGAGUUCCUUUGCAGCCGAAGCAGCUGGCGAGAUGGUCCCAAUCCGCAUAAUAUUGUUCUUGUAUUGCAAGCACAAAGUAUUUUGUUCCAUAGAUAUUCAGAUGUUUUACAACCAUAUAAAUACGCUGGAUAUCCGCAAUUAAUCAAAACUAUUAAGAUUGAAACCGCCGAUGAUCAAUUGUUCUCCAAGACUGCGCCGCUUUUGACAGCGGCAUGUGAAUUAGCGUACCACACCGUUCAUUGUUCAGCAUUAAAUGCAGAAGAACUGCGAAGGGAAGGCGGACUUGAAGUUCUGCUUGAAGCUUAUUCGCGCUGCGUGAACGUGAUAAACAAUUCAUCAAAACCGGAAGAGACCUGCGUAGAAGUUUCAAAGCACAUCACGCGCUGCUUCAGCGUAGCGGCACAAUUCACAGGCUGCCGUGAAAAAUUGAUUGAAAUGCCCGAAUUAAUCCGCGAUCUUUGCAGAAUAUUAUAUUUCAAGAAACUGACGCGGCUCUGUUACAUUGCGACCGAGUGCGUAAGUGCCCUAGCGCGCGAUGCUAUUUUACAGAUGCAAUUGUUGAAGUCGGGGGCCUUGUGGCACUUAUUGACGUUUAUGUUUAACUAUGAUUAUACUCUAGAGGAGGGCGGUGUUGAGAAAAAUGAGAGUGAAAACCAACAAGAGGUCAGCAAUCGUCUGGCGAAGGAAGCUGUGCGGGCGUGUGCAAAACUUGGCGGUUACUUGAAAGGCGAGGAUGAAUCACCGGAAAAUGCGGUUACCAAAAGUAUUCUUGAAACAUUACUUACACCUUAUCUUGCGAACCAGAUGGGUAAUGACAACCCGGAAGAGAUGUUAAAAACCUUAAACAGUAAUUGUGAAACACCGUAUUUGGUUUGGGAUAAUGGCACUAGAAUGGAACUAACCGAGUUCUUAGAGAAUCAGUGUCAAGCCAGGGAAGAAGCAGUAAUUGAAAUUGAUUCAAAUGUAUUUGUCUUUUCGGCACAUAAGGACGAAUUGAUAAUUGGUGGCAUUUUUGUGCGGAUUUACAACCUUCAGCCGACUUUCCACAUUAUUAAUCCAAAGUGUUUUGCGGUUGAUUUACUGACGUUUUUGUCGGAGCAAUAUAAUCACAUCAGGGAACUGGUCAAUAUAGCCCUUUCUGUAACUAUUGAAACGCGACUUACCAACUCCAUUAUGGCGCUUACGGCUCUGGGAUAUUUGAUACAGAACAAUUCUGGAGUGGAAAUUCAAUGUAUCGGCCAUUUUAGAUUGUUGUUUAACUUUUUAAAUGUUGCGCACAGCAGUGUACAAAAAGCCGCUUUGAAUGUGAUAUCUAUCAUAACCAGAAAUAAUGAGUGCGUUAAUGAUAUUGCCGCUAGCGAAGUGCUUGGCUAUCUCUUACUAGUAUUGUAUACUAUUCAGGACUCACAGCCUCAGAUACUUGAUAUACUUUACGCCCUUAUGUCAACAACAAAGCUGGUUAAGGAGGCACUUAGUAAAGGCGCAGUAAUAUAUUUGCUGGACCUUUAUUGUAAUGCGCCGAUAUUUCAAAUCCGAGAGACGUGCGCCAGUCUGAUAGCGAAAAUGAGCGCGGAUAAAUUAGUCGGGCCGAAGGUGCGCCUCACAAUUGGCACAUUCCUGCCGCCGAUCUUUGCGGACGCCAUGCGCGACAGUCCGGAAACGUCUGUGAGUAUGUUUGAGAGCGAGCAUGAGCAUCCAGAAUUGAUUUGGAACCAGGAGGCAAAAGACCGAGUUUGCGCGACGGUUGCAAGACUUCGUAGAGAGCAUCAAAGUGCUCAAGCGCAAAAUCCAUAUUUACUAUGGAAGAUGCCGGACAAUAAUGGUUUAACUAGUGUGGCGCAUCCGAACGAGUAUGUUGUGGGUGGUGUUUACCUACGAAUAUUUGUUUCAAAUCCCACGUGGACUUUGCGGAAGCCUAAGGAGUUUCUCUCGGAAUUAAUGGAGACCUGUCUGACUCUCAUGGCGAAAGAAAAACCGAACGUGGAUUUUCUCGAAAUGGCUACAAAUGCGCUGUGCGCGUUGUUGCAAGCCCAACCCGCUUUGUUGGAUAUGGUACCGUCAAUGGGUCACAUUCCGCGGCUGUGCAGACAAAUGGGAUGCAAUAUUAGACAAGUUUCUGUUCCUAAAGCUUCAAUCCAAAUACUGCAUGCCUUAUCAAAUAGUACAAUUUGUAUAACAGCUAUUGCACAGACGGAAUGCAUGCAUGCUCUGAAGCAGGCGAUGCAAGUACGUAAGGAUAUGGUUCCGGUGGCGUGCGAAACUCUGAAUAGAUUGUUCUCAGCGAAUCAAGAUCAGCUUGUCAAGCAAGCACUGGACGUUGAUUUUGUCCAAUUUUUGUUAGAAUUGCUCGAUGGCCGCCUGGAAAUUGCAGAAAACCCAGCAAUGACCAAAGCGCAAAUUGUUAAAGCGCUCAAGGCAAUGACGCGAAGUUUACUACACGGUGAUAAAGUUACUAUCAUACUGGACAAGAGUUCAGUGUGGUGUGACUACAAAGGUCAAAAGCACGAUUUGUUUAUUUCUAGUGCACCAACCAUAGGAUAUCUCACAGCUGGUACUCCAACAUCGGCCGGAUAUUUAACUCAAGGGCCAAGUAAUAAUAAACUGGUAUCGGGACCACCGCCGGUUGAUAAGGACGAUACUUGUUUCACGCCGGAUCACAUUUGACAAACUUGUAAGAUAGCAAGCUUUAAUGAUAAGAAUGUAUCUCUGAACACUUGCAUUCCAUGCGCGAAUGGAAACCAUGAAGAUUCUUACAAAUAAGUUUUAAUGGAUUAUUUAAGAAAAAAAUCAGUGAAAACAAAAAUUGUCUUGUAUUCAAUACAAAUUGUUUAUGUAAAAUAAUGUAAAGUAUUUGUAUUUUAUUAUUCAUUAAGUAUAAGAAGAAGAAAUUAA
This is a messenger RNA of Dalotia coriaria, 7213 nucleotides long. It is a transcript of the gene Rme-8, whose product is annotated as receptor mediated endocytosis 8. The record is from RefSeq and is a predicted model, not a curated record. Lineage: Eukaryota; Metazoa; Arthropoda; Insecta; Coleoptera; Staphylinidae. Gene Ontology annotation, cellular component: endosome membrane. The transcript has 14 exons. The coding region runs from base 251 to 6985 and encodes 2244 amino acids. Gene Ontology annotation, biological process: regulation of early endosome to late endosome transport; endosome organization; receptor-mediated endocytosis.